ACUUGCAUAUAUUGUCGUCGUUUAUGACUUGUAUCUAUCUUUUAUGUUUGAAGCAGAAUUUGGCAUAUCCGGUCACACGCCGCUCUGCAAUGUGGUGACUUGACUGUUGCGAAUAAGACUGAGCUUUCGAAAUAAAACACGCGACCUUUCUUCGGGUUCUGGGCCGUACAUUGGUGGGGUUUUUGUGGUUGUUGUAUGUUUGAAUUGUAUGAAUUUAACUUUAAUAAAUAUAUAAGUGCUGUUGUAUACGAGUCACACUAGCACUAGAUUGUCUUUUUGGAGGAGGUUGAGAGGGCUGUCUUUUGUUGUGAAGGCUUAGAGUAUAUCGGUCCGUUUUGCGUGAUCCCGCCAGUUCUAGCUUCUUCAGUUGGAAGUGUUCGUAGGUCUUGAGUAUUUGCAAAGAUUUUUGCGCCAUAAUAUGAGCGUCAAACUCACUCAAGGGGCGAUUGAGGCCCUGUUCAACGAGUCGACGGUCAAAAAUCCGGUGCUGCAGGUUAUGAACAUCUGCGAGUUCCCGACCGCCAAAGAAGGCCACACCAGGUACCGGCUGAACCUGAGCGACGGCGUGCACUGUUUGUCCUGCUUCCUGCUGGCGACGCACUUGAACCACCUGAGGGAAGCCGAGCUGCUGGAGCCGAACUGUGUGUGCGUGCUCAAGAAAACCGUCUCCUCCUCUUUGGCCAGCAGGCGUGUUGUGGCGGUGUUGGACCUGGACGUGUUGCUGACUGCCGCCGAGACGGGCGGGAAGAUUGGCAAUCCCGCACAGUUAACCGAUCAAACUCCAGGCCAGCAGGAGGUGCAGCCGAGCACCUCCGGGUCGGAUGAAAUUGCCGGACCCUCUGGACACUGCGCAAGCAGUGGCAGAAGCUCCCUGACGAAGGCCCCCGGGAUGGCGUCGCUGACCGGGUCUGGCCUGGGCUCGCCCCCUCCUGCACCCUCGCAGAGUCCCAAAAAGUUGACCCUCAUCAACCAACUCGCCCCGUAUCAUUGCGAGUGGACCAUCAGAGCUCGAGUGACCGUCAAGUCGCAUAUCCGAACCUGGAGCAACUCCAGAGGGGAAGGGAAGUUCUUCAGCUUUGACGUCGUGGACCAGAGCGGAGAAAUCAGGAUCCUCGCCUUCAACAAGCAAGUGGACAAGUUUUUCCCCCGGCUGGAGCAAAACCAGGUCUACCUGAUCUCCAACGGCUCGCUAAAGGUGGCCAACAAGCAGUUCACGUCGCUCAACAACGACUACGAGAUCGCGCUGAGCCCCAUGUCGCGCAUCGCGCCCUGCCACGACGGCCGCGGCGUGCCCAGCCUGCGCUGCCUCUUUGUGCCCAUCGCGCAGUUGGAGGACAAAGAGCCCGACACCAUCCUCGACGUGAUCGGCGUGUGCGAGGAGGCCGAGGACGCCGUUCACAUCACCAGCAAGGCCGGCGAGCAGCUGACCAAAAGGGCGCUGACGUUGAUCGACUGCAGCGGCAAGACGGUGACCCUCACGCUGUGGGGGGAGCAGGCUCAGAUGUUCGACGCUUCCCGUCACCCGGUGGUGGCCAUCAAAGGGGCUCGCCUGUCGACCUUUGACGGUCGCUCGCUGUCGGCGCUCUGCAGCACCACGCUGACGGUCGACCCCGACAUCCCCGAGGCCUCGGCCUUGAGAGCCUGGUACGAGCGGGCCGGCCGCGACCGGUCCUUGACGGGACGCCGCUCCACAAGUGGCCAAUCGGAGAUCAAGUGGAAGACGCUCGCCGAAGUCAAGGCGGAACAGAUGGCGUGCGGCCAAAAGGCGGAGGACUUCAGCUGCGUGGCCACGGUGAUAGCCAGCUACAAGGAGAACUGCCUGUACCAGGCCUGCCCGGGCGAGUCCUGCUACAAGAAAGUUUGCCAGCUGGACGACGGACGCUACCGCUGCGACAAGUGCGGCACGGACUACCCCAACUUCGAGUACAGGUUCAUGCUCCCCGUGAACUUGGCCGACUUUGGGCACAGCGUGUGGGCCACUUGCUUUCAGGAGGCGGCCGAGACCUUGCUGGGGAUCAGCGCCGACCAACUGGGCCAUCUGAAGGAAACGGACGAGAAGGCCUUCAAUAAAGUCUUCCGUAAAAUCCAGUACACCACGCACGUCUUCAGGAGCAGAGUCAAGCUGCAGAGAUACGACGACGAGUAUCGCCUGAAGGUGACGGUGAUGGAGGUCCUCCCCGUGGAUCACCAGGCGUACUGCAGGAGGCUGCUGGACAACAUCCGCUCGCUGCCCCGCGCCGACUCGCGGCCGAGCCUCGGCGCCGCGCCCCCUUGACCGCCACGAGCCAAGCAAGUGAGGCCAACGCUCGGCACGGCGUUUUGUUCUUCUUUUUCUCGUCGGGGCUUUGUUUUGAAACGCCCUUUUCGUUUGCUCCGUUCGAUGCGAUCGAGUCCGUUCGUUGCCGCCGCUGUCGCGCGUGCAUUUUGUUUGGCGCCGGCGCUCGCGUGACUCACCGUUGCGCCUUUGUUGCGUGCGCGUGGGCCGCUUGACGCCUUUUCUUCGCCGCCUGCCUGAAAGGACGCCUUUGUUCUUUGAGCAACCAGAGAGAGAAAAAGAGUCAUUAAAAGAGUUUGCCGUCCGAGUUUGCCUUUGCUGGUUUUGUCACGAGUGGCGCCGCGACUUUGGCCCCGUGCACGUUUCCCUCGUCGCAAAGUCCCAAUUUCCCGCCGUGCCCUUUUUCAUCGUCGCCGCCUGAAAUUUGCGAGUCGGCCGAUUGGACGCCCAAAUGGGGGGUCGAGUUGC
This is a messenger RNA of Hippocampus comes (tiger tail seahorse), 2743 nucleotides long. Its product is annotated as replication protein A 70 kDa DNA-binding subunit-like. The transcript is spliced from 17 exons. Gene Ontology annotation, biological process: DNA replication; DNA repair; DNA recombination. Lineage: Eukaryota; Metazoa; Chordata; Actinopteri; Syngnathiformes; Syngnathidae. Gene Ontology annotation, molecular function: DNA binding. Gene Ontology annotation, cellular component: nucleus. The record is from RefSeq and is a predicted model, not a curated record. The coding region runs from base 419 to 2275 and encodes 618 amino acids.